This is a messenger RNA of Parnassius apollo (apollo), 531 nucleotides long. The record is from the annotation of a GenBank genome assembly. NCBI's taxonomy places the organism in Eukaryota, Metazoa, Arthropoda, Insecta, Lepidoptera, Papilionidae.
AUGAGGUCGUCAACAAAGAAGACAGUUUUCAAGGAGUUUUUAAACAAACGGACAACAUCUUCAAUCUGGGAACAUUUUCUAAGGGCCGAUAAUGGACAAAACGUCGAGUGUAAACACAAAAAAAAAGUUUUAAAAACGCCUGGUGGUGCAACUAGAGCAUUACAUACUCACUUGCGGGCCAAACAUAUCACUGAAGUGCCACGAGCGAGUACUUCAACAUCAGAGUCUGAUAGUGCUCAAAUUCAAGAAAAAAGGAAGGGCGCCCCGGCCCCACAUGAAGAACCCAAAAAGAAAACUAAACUCACGGAUUAUUAUGUAAGCGACUCUUCCAUGGAGUUAAGAUUGACUAGAAUGGCAGCAUCGGAUGGUAUCCCGUUGAGCAAAUUUUAUACUUCUGAAGACCUAAGGCAUGUUUUCAAAAAAUCCGGCUAUGAUCUACCGAAAUCGCCAACAACUAUAACCAGGAUAGUUUUAGAGCUACGUGAUAAUACAAAAAACGCACUGAUACGUCUUUUAUUAGAUUUACAAUGA